Messenger RNA from Colletotrichum gloeosporioides, 1476 nucleotides. RefSeq lists its product as uncharacterized. Gene Ontology annotation, molecular function: protein binding. The record is from RefSeq and is a predicted model, not a curated record. NCBI's taxonomy places the organism in Eukaryota, Fungi, Ascomycota, Sordariomycetes, Glomerellales, Glomerellaceae. The transcript has a single exon. The coding region runs from base 1 to 1476 and encodes 491 amino acids.
AUGGCUUCACUGGCAACCCUUCCGAACGAGCUUCUGGACGCCAUUCUCCUUGAGAUUCCCGCCGCCGAUCUCGUCAGCCUUACACAAACAUGCCGGAAUCUACGCUCGGUUUCUCUGCCAUUGGCUUAUCGCGAUAUUGCCAUCACUUCAAACGGCUCGACCAAUGAUCGCCUACCAAGAAUCAUCUUGCUUCUUCGAACCGUCCUGGAGAGCCCUCGCCUUACAAGACACAUCAAAAGCCUGCGGCUGUUCACAGGAGAGGUGCGCCGUUCAGACACUUUGGCCCAUGAGCGGGCGGAAAUUCUCACCAAGUGGAACGGUCCUCCGCUUCUUGCCGGCGACAUGAGCGGCACGCUGGUCAGCAAAGCCGUCCACGAGACGCAAUCAUCGUGUGCUGCUGACAGGAUCACGGCGAUCUUCGAUGGCGACCUUGCCGCCGCCUCAGCACUGAUCCUAGCGCGUUGUGAACAGCUGGAGAGUGUGACGGUAGACCACGAAUUCGCCCGGCAGGGAGCCAAGUGGCUGACGGCGGUCUUUCGCCAUGGACUGGGGGCUCUGAAGGACGACACCCGUCCGCCGACGUUCAGCAACCUCACAAAGCUUGACAUCACCUGCUAUCCUAGGCGCGACGUUCCUCACUACUGGGAUCACAUUUCGAAAGAGCUAUUCAUGCUGUCCUUGUAUCUGCCCAAGAUCAAAAGCCUGCGUCUUGGGAGAACUCCUCGGAUCGAUGCCUGGGAUGAAGACGCUCAACGCUUCGACGUCGCAUGGCCGUUUCCUGCGGCUCCCGGUGCGGCGAGUCUCACAAGCCUACGUCUCGAUCGCUCGGCGACAACUUUCAGCGGCAUCGAAGAAUUGCUGAAGCGAACACCUAAUCUCCGAUCCUUCUAUUUGGACAACUUCUUUCCAGAGACGUAUCGUCAGGAUUCACGCAUUUUGCGGCAGGCACUGCAGCAUGUACGGCGCACGCUGCUGCAUCUGACGAUCAAAUACAAGGUUACCAGUGAAGACUACCCCGACGCGGACAGCUUGGUUUAUCUGGUCUGCGGAAGUCUCGGCUCUCUCCGGGACCUCGAGGUGCUGGAGGAGCUGGACGUUGCGCUGUGUGUCUUCUACGGCCAGGACAGAGACUUGCAAGCGCUGCCGUCGCUGUCAGAGGGUUUGCCCCCAAAUCUCAAGCGCUUUACUGUCAAUGACAGCUUAUGGGGCUACAAUACCUUUUAUGAAUGGCCGACCCAUGUCUAUGUGCCGCUGCUGCGGGCGUUCCUGGGUGGCGGCUGGAGGACGGGGACUCCGCAACUGCAGGAGUUUGCGUUGGACGCAAGAUGGCUGUGGAAUGGAACUGAUCACGAGUUGACACACGACAUGCGGGGACUCCGUAAAGUCUGCGAGGAACAAGGGCUGAAGUGCACUCUUCCUGAUUACAUGGAUGACGAUGAAUUUUUGGCCGAAGCGGAGGGACCCUUCAUGAGCUGA